CUUUUUGAUGUUGCAGCCUUUGAUGAACUUGUCCUUAUGCAUUGUUUUGAUUUCUAUUUUUAUCUUAUUAGCACAAAUUUUCAUUAGAUAUAUCUUCGAGAAAGGUCACCAAUCUUUUUCAAUCUUUUCGCUACCAGAUAAUUCUUCAUCUUCCUGAAACAUCAUGAACUGACUCAAAUAUUCUCUCACAGUACCAUUUUCCUUCUCUAUAAAUGUACUUCAGCUUCCUCGACCCCACCAGACCAAAUAACUAAGGAAUUCAUUUUCCCAGCAUCCAAACAACUCUACAAACUAUCUCAUUUGCAGACUUUCUUUAAGAAAAACACAACAAUGUCUCUGAUUCCAAGCAACUUCUUUGGCCGAAGAACCAACAUCUUCGACCCACUCUCUCUUGAUAUAUGGGAUCCAUUUCAAGACCUUCCCUUCUCAAACCUCUCAAUCUCUUCAGUUCCUCGCUCCGAACUCUCCAACGAGACCGCUGCGUUUGCCAACACUCGCAUAGACUGGAAAGAGACCCCGGAAGCCCACGUCUUCAAGGCUGAUCUGCCAGGCCUCAAGAAAGAAGAAGUGAAGGUCGAGAUUGAAGACGGCAAUGUCUUGCAAAUAAGCGGGGAGAGAAAGAAGGAACUGGAAGAGAAGAAUGACACUUGGCAUCGUGUUGAGAGGAGCAGUGGUCAGUUCUUAAGAAGGUUCAGGUUACCAGAAAAUGCCAAGACCGAUCAAGUUAAGGCUUCCAUGGAAAAUGGAGUCUUGACUGUGACUGUGCCUAAACAAGAAGUGAAGAAACCUGACGUCAAGGCCAUUGAAAUCUCAUCUACUUAAUCAGUUUCUUCAGUAAUUUUAUGUGUGCCUUUCUCUGUAAAAUAUAAUUAAUAAGAGAAUAAUAUAUUAUGGGUGUGUGAGUGUGUUUGUAAUAAACGAGUUUUUCAUCAAUAAAAGUU
Messenger RNA from Pistacia vera, 941 nucleotides. RefSeq names its product 17.3 kDa class I heat shock protein-like. The transcript has a single exon. Bases 331 to 822 code for a protein of 163 amino acids. Gene Ontology annotation, biological process: response to salt stress; protein complex oligomerization; response to hydrogen peroxide. NCBI's taxonomy places the organism in Eukaryota, Viridiplantae, Streptophyta, Magnoliopsida, Sapindales, Anacardiaceae. The record is from RefSeq and is a predicted model, not a curated record.